UAUUUGUUUUCCAUGUAAUUGAUAUUAAAGACACCCGAAUUCCACACUGGCAAUGUGAAAUCCUGGUUGAGCAGAUGGAAAUCCGUGCAUCUGUAUUCGGAGAUAGAUGCCUACAUUUCAGGAGAAUAUUACUCGUUGGUGUACCGUUACGUUUGGGAAUUUGAAAUUAACUAUUUUGUUAAGACUGGAAUAAUUUGAGAGCAAUCCUAAAAAUUGCUUAACUAACAAGAUAUUUUUCUUUUAUAGAACAGAAAAGAUGUUCAAGACUUUUGACAUCUUGGUUAGAGUCCCCCAAACACAAACUAAUCCAAGAGUUCAUACUCUCGAGGAGAAUGAUAACAUGAAUUUAUUGGCGAUUGUGAUCCUGUCUCGGGGAAAGUGCGGCCUCUCUACCUGCACCACUCGCUACCUGGUGGCCAUGGCAGCGGCGGAUCUACUGACCAUUUUCACCGCGGUCAUUCUGGGGCGAAUCAAAUCCUAUUACUUCAGGUGGAGUUUUCUGAGCAUCACUCCUGUGUACAGUGUUAUCGAUGUACUGAGCUUCACAGCCACACACUGUUCUGUCUGGUUCACCGUCGCUUUCACCUUUGACCGGUUUGUCGCCAUUUGCUGUCAGAAGCUGAAAACAAAAUAUUGCACCGGGAAAACUGCGGCUGUGGUUCUAACAACAAUCGGCGCACUGUUCUAUCUGGAAAAUGUUCCCCGAUACUUCACACGGCAACCCGGGGUGUUCAUCGACAAUGUACCGUGGUUCUGUGAUCUCAGGGACAAUGUUUUCACUGACCCCGGGUGGAUAGGAUAUGACUGGGUCGAUACGAUUUUAGUUCCAUUCCUCCCUUUCGCUGGGAUCCUGCUGCUCAACGCUCUGACAGUCAGACACAUUUUAGUGGCCAGUCGGGUCCGUAAGGGGCUGAAGGGUCAGAGCAAGGGGGAGAACUGCAGUGACCCGGAGAUGGAGAACAGGAGGAGGUCUGUGAUUUUACUCUUCACCAUCUCCGGCAGCUUCAUCCUCCUGUGGAUGACAACUGUUGUAAAUUUCAUAUAUUAUCAGGUCUCAGGGGAAGGAUUCAGUUUCAAUGAUUCUGAAUGGAUCUUUAUCUACGUCGGGGUUUUGCUGAGUGAUUUCAGCUGCUGCACCAACACGUUUAUUUACGCGGUGACUCAGUCAAAAUUCAGGGAACAGAUAAUUAGGACGGUGAAAUAUUCUGUCCCCUCGGUGCUUCAUUUUAUUAAUAAAGCUGCGUCCUGAGCCCAAGCCGGACGCGACCACAAUUUCUCCA
Molecule: messenger RNA, 1280 nt
Organism: Hypanus sabinus (Atlantic stingray)
Lineage: Eukaryota; Metazoa; Chordata; Chondrichthyes; Myliobatiformes; Dasyatidae
Product: probable G-protein coupled receptor 139
Exons: 2
Coding region: 257-1249 (330 amino acids)
Biological process (GO): G protein-coupled receptor signaling pathway
Cellular component (GO): membrane
Molecular function (GO): G protein-coupled receptor activity
Source: RefSeq, a predicted model, not a curated record